CUGGAGAAGUAUUUCAGUCGGUUUGGACCAGUCAAAGACGUUUCACUUUUCUUUCCAUCAAGNUCGGGAUUACAUCGUGGUUUUGCAUCGCUGACAUUUGUCAAACCGGAAAGUGCCGCUGCUGCCGUUCAGCAAAGACCGCACGUUAUUGAUGGAGAUCUGGUACGAUCUUGA
Molecule: messenger RNA, 174 nt
Organism: Anisakis simplex (herring worm)
Lineage: Eukaryota; Metazoa; Nematoda; Chromadorea; Rhabditida; Anisakidae
Source: the annotation of a GenBank genome assembly